AAAGCACGUUCACCUCAUGAUGUUCCAGUCGUUCGGGAAUUUGUGGACGUGUUCCCAGAUGAGCUUCUAGGAGGACCGCCUAACCGGCAGGUGGAGUUAUCUAUCGAUCUCAUUCCAGGGGCCGGUCCAGUGUCCAAAGCCCCGUAUCGUAUGGCGCCUAAGGAGUUGCAGGAGCUUAAGGCGCAGAUUCAGGAGUUGUUACGACUCGGUUUCAUCCGACCGAGCGUGUCACCGUGGGGAGCACCCGUUCUCUUUGUUAAGAAGAAGGACGGAUCCAUGCGCAUGUGUAUCGACUACCGGGACCAUAACCGGUUGACGAUCAAGAACAAGUACCUGCUUCCCAGGAUCGACGAUUUAUUUGAUCAGUUGAGGGGAGCCUAUGUGUUCUCAAAGAUUGAUUUACGAUCAGGCUACCACCAGCUGAAGAUUAAGGAGUCAGAUAUCGCUAAGACUGCUUUCAGGACUCGUUACGGCCAUUACGAGUUUGUCGUCAUGCCCUUCGGUCUCAGCAAUGCUCCAGCUGUUUUCAUGGACCUCAUGAACCGUAUUUUCCAUCCCUACCUCGAUCAGUUCGUUAUUGCCUUUAUUGACGAUAUUCUUAUCUACUCGAAGAGCCAGAAGGAGCACGAGGAGCAUCUGAGGGUGGUUCUCGAAACCCUCAGACGAGAAAAGCUGUUUGCAAAAUUCUCCAAAUGCGAAUUCUGGCUCCAACGAGUAUCCUUUCUGGGUCAUGUGAUUACUCAGGCAGGUAUCGAGGUGGAUCCUUCCAAGGUCUCAGCCGUUCAGAACUGGUCUACACCGAGGAGUCCGUCCGAGGUUCGCAGUUUUCUCGGUUUAGCUGGUUAUUAUCGCAGGUUUAUCGAGGGCUUUUCCAAGAUCGCCCUCCCUCUAUCCCAGCUGACGAGGACGUCUAUGAAGUUCGAGUGGACUGACCGAUGUGAGGCGAGCUUUCAAAACCUCAAAAGGAGGUUAACUUCAGCACCGGUGUUGACUAUUCCCGAUCCUUCUCGGAGUUUCACUAUCUUCAGCGAUUCUUCGAGACAGGGCUUGGGAUGUGUCCUUAUGCAGGAUGGCCAGGUCGUCGCGUAUGCUUCACGUCAGAUUAAGUCUCAUGAGCAGAAUUAUCCGACGCACGACUUGGAGUUAGCAGUAGUCGUUCAUGCUCUCAAGAUUUGGCGACACUAUCUUUACGGCGGACGUUGCGAGAUUUUCACAGACCAUAAGAGCCUGCAGUAUAUCUUCACGCAGAAGGAGCUUAAUAUGAGACAGCGUCGUUGGUUAGAACUCGUCAAGGAUUACGACUUCUCUAUUCAGUAUCAUCCGAGAAAGGCGAACAUCGUCGCAGAUGCCCUAAGCCGAAAGGUGAGGGGUGACUUGACGUACGUCAUUACUCAGCAGAGUCCGUUGAUUCAGGAGUUUGCCCGGAUGCAGCUUCAGGUGAUCAAUUCGCUUCCCAUAGCCGUUUCAGGAAGUACCAGUGCCAGUGUCA
Molecule: messenger RNA, 1489 nt
Organism: Striga hermonthica
Lineage: Eukaryota; Viridiplantae; Streptophyta; Magnoliopsida; Lamiales; Orobanchaceae
Source: the annotation of a GenBank genome assembly